This is a messenger RNA of Rosa rugosa (rugosa rose), 1218 nucleotides long. RefSeq lists its product as uncharacterized. NCBI's taxonomy places the organism in Eukaryota, Viridiplantae, Streptophyta, Magnoliopsida, Rosales, Rosaceae. Gene Ontology annotation, biological process: protein transport; protein unfolding; 'de novo' cotranslational protein folding. Gene Ontology annotation, molecular function: ribosome binding; peptidyl-prolyl cis-trans isomerase activity; protein folding chaperone. The record is from RefSeq and is a predicted model, not a curated record. The transcript has 8 exons. The coding region runs from base 91 to 762 and encodes 223 amino acids.
UUCGACGGAUAAGAUUCUCUUGUUUAUAAUGAAAACAGAAAAACCCGUUGUCAUCAGAAAGUUACACAGCCGCCAGCAGCAGCAGUAGCCAUGGCGUCGUUGACGACGAUGAUAACAGUUCCGUCGAAUUUCCCCUCCCUUGGACUUCCCAUGCACUUUUCUGUGAGAAAACACUGCACUUGUGUCGUUGCUUAUCAAAAUGCCGCCUCAAAAAUGGGGUCAUAUAGCUCUCAACAUAAUCUUUUCACUCGUGUGCAUGAGAUUGGUAUUGCACGCUUAUCCAGGCCGAUAUUCGCAGCCGGUUCAGGUUUAGAAGCAUCCAUUGCGGAAGAAAAUGUGAUAAAGUUGAAAACCACAAAGAUUGUUGUCGAGUCCCAAGAUGAGAAUAGUAUACAAGUUAGAGUGGACGUGGCUGGGGAUGAAACGCAAAAAGUUUUUGAUCAGGUUUUGACAAAUUUGGCACGCACAGCUCCACCAGUUCCAGGAUUUCGCAGACAAAAAGGAGGAAAAACAUCAAAGGUUCCAAAAAGCUUUCUCUUGGAUAUACUUGGUAAAGAGCGUGUCACAAAGUUUGUCAUACAAGAAUUAGUAAGCUCUGCUAUGGCUGAUUAUGUAAAGCAGGAAAAUCUGACCGUGAAGGAAAACAAGAUCAACACCACCCAAUCAGCAGAAGAACUCCAAUCAUUGUUCACUCCGGGGAAUGAAUUUGCAUUCAAUGCUAUAGUUGAACUUGAGAAUUCAGAAAUUGAAAAGCCAACCUGAAUCUUUCACGGGAUGGUUAAGCAGGCCCAGUAAAAAAAAAAAAAAUAAUGUGAAAGAGACUGAAGAAAACUUUUUCCGAGUGCUUAAUCGGAAUGUUCUUUUCAUGUGGGAUGGUGGAAAAGAAAAUUUUGUAAAUCCUUGUGUACCUAAUUCAUAUCUUUUGGAUCAUCUGGCGACAUUAGCAUAUAAUCACCAGAAUCCUAGAGUAUGGAUUUCUUGUCUUCCCCUUUUAGUGUGCCCAGCGUUUCAUUUGGAUCAGCUAGGAAGCGGAGUAGUUAGUGGUUUUUCUUUCCUGUUGUAAUCUUUUGUCAUAAAAGAAAAAAAUCAUAUCUUUUGUAUACCUAGUUUUUUUUUUAAAUUUUUUAAACUCUACCCCUUUAUAAUCAUGAUGGGAUUCGAACACAUGACCCCUCAAUUAUCACACCCUAAAUGAAAAGCUAUGCGUGGUUAUUUGCA